Molecule: messenger RNA, 1692 nt
Organism: Phymastichus coffea
Lineage: Eukaryota; Metazoa; Arthropoda; Insecta; Hymenoptera; Eulophidae
Exons: 2
Coding region: 131-658 (175 amino acids)
Source: RefSeq, a predicted model, not a curated record
UUGGCCUUCUCAGUCACUGCGUAGAUUUCGGUGAUGCUUGAACUGUUCUUGUGCGUCCUAUCUUUCAGAUACGAAAAAUGUGGCGUUAGUUAUUUUUUUUAUACAAAUUGUGAUACAUACUAGCACUGCGAUGGAUUCUAAUGACGAAAUGGAUACAUCCGACGCAUCUACGUCUCGUCAUGGUCAAAGUUCUCCCAACGAAGAUGAUGAAAGUACUCCAUCAAAGAAAAAAGAAGAGAAGGAAGGAGAUAAUGAGGUUUGUUUGCUUUGCGAUAAACCUAUGACCGAAUCCACGCAGUGUACUGUAAAAAAAGUAGGUACACAAAAUUUCAUUCGAGCAAGUUUGAAGCGUAAGGAUAAAAAACACGAAGAUUUAGAAAAAUUAGAUGAAAUUAAAGUACAUAAGACGUGUCAGCGUACUUAUACGAGAGAAUCAAAUAUAAAAAUAGCGCUAAAACAGGCAACACAAGCAAAUCAACGAAAUCGCAAACGAAGACGAGAUGGACGAAAUUUUGAUAUUUUUUCAUAUUGUUUUUUUUGCUCUAACAAGAUGUUUAAUACGCAAAAAUGUAGUCGUGUAACAAAAAAAUCAACGAUUGACAACGUUAUAGCUCAAUUGGAUGUCUAUGAACCUUUUGAAAGAUCAUUUCGAAGAUGAAAUAGUAAUUUACUCAACGAGAAGCGAUCGAUUUAUUUGUUUAAAAACAACCUUAGGAAAAUGCUUGGAAGACAGUUGGUAUUCAAGUCGAAAUAAGAAUGAACAAGAGGAAAAGCAAAGAAUUGUGGAAAUGGCUGCUCAUAUAAUAUUACAAGACAUCCGAUCAUUAAAAUUUGAUACUAGUACGUACAAUUCACCUUCAAAUUUUCUACAUAAUGUUACAGAAGAUAUUCCUAAAACGUUAAAAUUAUUUCUUGACAUUGUAAUGAAGACACACAAACGAAAGCCGAAAAACGGGUCUUGGAAAAAAUGGGACAAUAGAGUUAGUACGUCAGCUCAUAUUUUAAUGACUGCAGUACGGCCGCGGUCGUUUUCUUCGCUAAUCUUAUUAGGCUUGUCUAGUAUGAUACACGCAAAAUUUUCGGCAAGGGGGCUCAUCGAUUGUUUAUAUAAUAUCGGCCUGUGUGCUUCAUAUUCGGAAACUGUUCGAUUUGAAAGUUCUAUUGUAAACGACCCGGAGCAAAUUGAUAUUAUCGCUGAUGCGUACUUGCAAUUUAUAUAUGACAACGCUGAUCAUAACACUGCAACGAUUGAUGGCAAAAAUACCCCACCUAUACCCCAAGUAUUACUUGAUCAAAUUGCAUGUAAAUGUAGUAAAAAGGGGUGCGUUGAUAACUUGUGUAUUUGUAAAAAAAGUGGUUUGAAAUGCUCUCAUCUUUGUGGUCAUUGUACCGACGAUACGUGUUUCAACUUUGAGACAAUAACUCAAGCAACUGAGCCUGACGAUGAAUCAACUAUCAACGAUAAUUUAAUUCAUAAUAAUAAUGAAAUAGUUGAACCAGAAGAUAUUAAUAAUAUCGAAAAUAUUGGAGAAAUAGAUUGUUCAGAGCCACCGAGAAAAAGAACUAGAAUUUUGUAAUUAAUUAACUAAUUAACUAACGCUAAUUAAUUAAUGCAAGACUUUGUAAUUUCUGUAAAAAGCGCAUUGUAAAAUAAAUUGUAUUUUUAGUUAUUAAUAAAAUGCCUACUUUGUG